CGAAUUUAAAGAAGAAUUGUGCUAUUUCGCAGUACAAAUGCAGGACAUGUGGUGGUUGAGUAAAUAUUAUUUUGUGAAUCUUUUGUAAAAUUACGAAGUGUUUGAAGUUUCAUUCGCAAACGUGUCACAUGGGUCGGAUAGUAAUUAAAAAGAAAGCCGCAGUAACUACCGAAAUAUUCGAUCAAUGUAAUUUGCACUACUAUAUCGUGUAUAAAAAGAAAAAAAAAAUGGAAUAUAUGUACAUAAAUGAGACGGGAAAAAUGGAUCCUAUCUUUGUGAUCAGUUUGCUUUCUUCUAGAUAACGAAUCUCCACUUUUUGUCAGAUAAAUUCUUCCCCUGUGUACUGUACCGAUUUGAUUUGUGCCGAUUGAAAGCAAAAGGCAAAGAGAAUACAAAGUUUGUAAAUACCUGACGUGAUCGGUGUUAUUUGACGCCCAUUGUAAGAUACGCACGAGCAAGUAUUUUCUCAAAAAUCACGUUUCUCUCUAAAUCACGCGAGUGAGAAUUAAUCGAGAAAAGAAAGAAAAUAUCUGUGAGAAAUUAUGUCACGUUAAAUUACAUGAUAAACAUUCAAGGCCACCGAUCUAUCUAUGCGCCCCACAUAAGUUUAUGUUCACAGAACAUGCACUACAAACCACGAAGAUAGUAUCAAGUCACAUAAAACUGUGCAGAUAUACACAGUGAUUCCGAGAACCAGUGUUCGAGCUAUGACUCUUUUUCCAAGUAAAAAGUUUCGAAAUCAGGUUUUACCUAAUGAUGAAGUUUCUCGUCGUGCGACAAAACAAGAAGCGAACGUUGCAAAGCGAAGCAAAAACUUUAAUGCUAAGGGAUAUAUAGCUCAUAUUGAUUACUUCGAUACACGAUCAAUUAUUCACCUAUGUACCUACACGAUCUUACUUGCCGCUGUAUUACAGCAUUGCAUUUAG
This is a messenger RNA of Heterotrigona itama, 926 nucleotides long. NCBI's taxonomy places the organism in Eukaryota, Metazoa, Arthropoda, Insecta, Hymenoptera, Apidae. The record is from the annotation of a GenBank genome assembly.